Molecule: messenger RNA, 818 nt
Organism: Paramecium primaurelia
Lineage: Eukaryota; Ciliophora; Oligohymenophorea; Peniculida; Parameciidae
Source: the annotation of a GenBank genome assembly
AUGGCAAUGAAUGAGCAGCAAGUACGUGAAGGCGUACAAAAAUAUGGACCAGCUGUUGGUGCUAGAAAGAUAAUAGAUCAAGAAUACCAACAUGCUUUGGAAACACUAAAUACUGGAAUUUAUGUAUAAAAACAAAUAAUAAUAAGAUUACUUAUUAUUGUGCAGAGUAGAAAUCUGAAUGUAGUAGAAUUGGUUCCACAAGCAAAUGUUUUUGUGGACAUCUAUUUAGUUAACACAAAUAACAAUUAGGUAAAAAAUUUAAUACUGGAUGUGAAAAGUGUGAAUGCAAAAGGUUUUAGUUUGUACCUUCAAGACCAGAAGAAUGUGGAAUGUAUUGGCUACCUCGCAGAAAAGACUUUAAUAUAUUAACAUGGAGACCUCCUUGUAAAUGUAAUCAUGGAUGUGAAGAUCAUCUUCCAAAUUAUCCAUUAAGAUGCAGGAAAUGUCAAUGUUCUGAUUUUGAUUCCUAUUUUGCUUGUAUAGCAUGUGAUAGAAGAUGGGAAUUACAUGAAACUUUAUUUGAAGAUGAGUCAGAAAGAAAAGCAUUAGGCAAAAAAGUUGGUUAGGAUUAUCUUCCUCUAUCAACUACUCCUGACAUCUAAUAGAAUGUUUUUUAGGAUUAGAAAUAUUAAUAAAUGCCAUAAAAAUUAUAAUAAGGAUUAGUUGGAAAUGAUAAACCCUUUCCAAAAUAAUAAAUACAAACUAAUAAAUAAUAACAAUAUACUACUGCUUAUACAAGACCAAAUUAACAAUAAUAAAAGGCUAUUUAGUAAUAAUAAUAAUAAUAAACUAAUAAAAUCGUUUAAAAGAAAAAGUGA